AUGAGUCCUAUGACGCAUAUUUGGUUUUUUCUCCUUCGAGACACGUUUGAGGAAGUUGUUAAAAUGACGAGCAAAGGCCAUCGAAGAGCAUCUUUAAAACAAUUAAAACAACGAUUGAUGGGUCCAGCGGAAAAUGCGUUAAUAGCCACAUCGCAACAACAUCUUGGUUAUAUGAAAGUUGGUGAAGUUUUGCAUCUGCAAGGACCUUAUAUUCCUAUAGAAAAUUUCAUCUCAGCAGUUCGCCGCUUACAACUUCGUCAUCCAUUUCUCCGGAGUCGAUUAGAAAGCAAUCCAGCGAAACCUGGAACUUAUCUUUUACAAGAAGAUCACUCACUCGAUCUAAAUGUUAUCGAACUUUUGAGAAAUCGGUCUGAUCACGCUAAUUUCUGGCGAGAACAAUGGAAAAUCAGAGAAAAAGAACCCGCAGUUGUCGGACAAGGUCUGGCCGAAUUUUGGCUUCUACAAGAUCCGAAUGAUGAUAAUGACGAUAACAGUCCUCGUGAAAUUGUAGUCAUAUGUGAACAUAGUAUCUGUGAUGGUUUAUCGUUAAGUACAGUUGCACAUGAGCUUCUUCUUUCGUUAAGUGAAGAUAACACAAAUAUGUUUGAAACGUCAUUGAAUUGGCCGAUAACAAUGGAAGCUGCCGUUCGACGAACUUUUACCAAAUGGAAUCGUGUUCGAAAGUACGGAAAAUUUAUUCCCACGGCUUUAUAUUGGCGUGCGACGAGUUGUCGACGUACCGUUCGAAUUCCUUUAACACCUGCGCAUGAUUCUACCAGUGAAAUGGCCAAAAAUUGCCAAACCGAAGCUUUUUACGGUCGAUUGAACAAAGAAGCUACGAAUAAUUUAUUAGAAAAAUGUCGAAGUGAAGGCGUAACAAUGACGUCUGCUAUUGGCAGUGCAGUUCUAUGUGCAAUUUCGAAAUUAGUCAAUACUAAAAAAGAACACGUUGACGAAUUAGUUUUAGCUUUAACCGCAGAUACACGACAGAGAUGCAAUCCCCAAAUUCCCAAUCAUGAUUUAAGUUUUCACGCGUCAGCAACUAUGGCAUUUACAAUGCCGAAACGAGAAAUACCAACAACAUCAGAAGGCAUGUGGAAAUUAGCGAUGACAUUCGGAACUCAUUUGAAAAACUCACUCGAUGCUGGACAUAUUCAUGUUCUCGCGAUGAUGUUAGGAAGACUCUAUCAAAAGAAUAUUCAUCAACCGAAUUAUGCAGAAGUUCCUACUUGUAUUAUUUCCAAUUGGGGUCGAUUACCUUUCCAAGAACAAUAUGGGCAAUGGCAGUUGAUCGACACAACACCGUUCUUGAAUUUGAUUUUAACCGUUAUGCCGUAUAUUUUUGUACAAACUGUGAAUGGAAAUUUAACCAUUGGAAUUAUGGGUUCGGUCCCUACGAUGUCUUCAAAUGUUUUGGAAGAUUUAUGUAAUGGAACGAUCAGAAAUUUAUUUUUUAAUGAUUGA
Messenger RNA from Adineta ricciae, 1464 nucleotides. The record is from the annotation of a GenBank genome assembly. NCBI's taxonomy places the organism in Eukaryota, Metazoa, Rotifera, Eurotatoria, Adinetida, Adinetidae.